Messenger RNA from Cladocopium goreaui, 774 nucleotides. The record is from the annotation of a GenBank genome assembly. Lineage: Eukaryota; Dinophyceae; Suessiales; Symbiodiniaceae.
AUGAAGAGCUCGCUUGCCGGCACCCCCAAUAGCUCUGAGACCAAUGAGGCUCAAGUGGCGGACUCGGGAGCAAGCACUGCCACCGAAGAGCUCUGCCCAGAUGAUUUGUGCCCAGCUGACUUCGUUGGCUGCUGGUUGGACAGCAAUGGAAACACCAUCCAUGUCAUGCCCAGCAGAGCCAGUAACAGCUGGUUGGUGGCUCAUCUGAACCGUUCAGGGCAGCGUCAGCUUCGCCUCAACCUAUGGCGUUCGGAGGCCACUUCCCAGUGGGUCUGUGGCAACGCACGGCUGGAAGAAUGUGCUCGAGACCAAUUGCUGUGGCGCUUCGGAAGUGGCCGAACGUCUACGUGGGUCAGAAGUGAAGCUGUGGGCAACCACCAGGCUUGGCAGAAUUUCAGCUCGGAAGAUGGCUAUGGACCAUGGCAAAAUGCCCCAGCUGGAAAAUCUCUCCCAAAGGCGGCAAGUUAUGACACUCCCGGAGCUGGAGAGGUCAUCAGCCUGUCCGACGUGGCAAAGAUGAUUUCCAACGGCACAGUGGAUACCAUGUUUGUGCCCGAGAAGCAACAGGACAAGACACAUGUGCUCUUUCAUCACUCCAAAGAACAAACAAGUUUGGGUGUCUUGGCGCACAGUUUUCUAACAUGUUAUAACCUUUUCACAGGUCAUGAACUUACAAAAACACAACGGAGCUCUAAAAUGCCAUCCUUUUCUGCCGUUUCGAUUGGAUCAUUGGCCAUGCUCAAGGGUCAACUGAGCCAGCUGGGUAUGUUUUAA